Molecule: messenger RNA, 2412 nt
Organism: Papilio xuthus (Asian swallowtail)
Lineage: Eukaryota; Metazoa; Arthropoda; Insecta; Lepidoptera; Papilionidae
Product: transmembrane protease serine 9-like
Exons: 14
Coding region: 12-2366 (784 amino acids)
Biological process (GO): proteolysis
Molecular function (GO): serine-type endopeptidase activity
Source: RefSeq, a predicted model, not a curated record
UGUUAAUCAACAUGUGGUUUUGGAUUUUUAUUUGUGGUCUAACAUGUUUAUCAUCGUCGGAAUCAAAGAUCAUCGUAUCAGAAAGAGUGCCAGUGAAUAGGGCAUCAAUAGCCAGUGAUCCAGUCGAAUUCGAGCCAAAUGAACCCCAAGGCAGGAUAGUGGGGGGCCGCAACGCCACCUGCGAAGAAUUCCCUCACCAAGUGAGCUUCAUCGUGAACAACUCCUAUUUCUGUGGAGGAUUCAUAGUCAGUGAACGAUUCAUUCUUACAGCCGCACAUUGCGCACAAAAUGUCGAUCCAUCAACCGUAGUAUUACGAUCAGGAAGUACUUUUCGUAAAAACGGGACCAUCUUACCAAUUAUAGAAGUAAUCCCAUACCCCGAAUACAAUAACCCAGCAUUUGAUAAAGAUGUUGCCGUUAUGAAGACAGCAGAAACAAUAAAGUUUGAUUCCUGCACUCAACCGAUAAAGCUACCGCCCAAAGGAUUGACUGCACGAGCUGGGACCACAUUAGUAGUAAGUGGGUGGGGACGCACAAAGCAAGGCGCUUCCACGAUUCCCGAACGACUGAUGGCAGUUAACUUAACAGUCGUGGAUCACACGCUCUGCCAACUUGCUUACCAGCCCUUGGAACUAACAGAGAACAUGUUGUGUGCUGGUAACUUUUUCCUGGGAGGGAAGAGUACGUGUCAGGGUGACUCCGGAGGUGUAGGUGCGAUCGAUGGUGUGGCCAGGGCUAUCGUGUCUUUCGGCCGAGGUUGCGGCCAGCCACUGUCGCCCAGCGUUUUCACAGAUAUCUCUGCUCCCAAAAUGAGGGACUUCAUCACAAAAUAUACAGGACUUUCAUUUGUACUUUUAAUAAUAGCAACAAUUGAAAUCAUCGUAUCAGAAAAUGCGCCAGUUAAUGACGCGCCUACCAGCGAUCCAGUCGACGACGACGAUGGCCCCCAGAUUAGGAUAGUCGGCGGUUUCAAAACCACGUGCACAGAGUUCCCCCAUCAAGUUGGCUACAUUGUGAACAAUGCGUAUUUCUGCGGGGGGUUCGUCGUCAGUCAACGUUUCAUCCUAACAGCUGCACAUUGCACACAGAACGUCGACCCAUCAACCGUAGUACUACGGGCUGGAAGCUCUUUUCGUACGAAUGGCACUAUAAUACCUAUUAUAGAAGUGAUUCCGAACCCUGGAUAUGAUAACCCACCAUUGGAUAAAGAUAUAGCGGUAAUGAGGACUGCAGAAGCUAUCCAGUUCAAUUUCUGCAUACGACCUAUUGCGCUACCGCCCAAAGGAUUGGUUGCGAGAGCCGGAGAAAAGUUACUUGUGAGCGGUUGGGGACGUACUGAGCAAGACGCUACUACGCUCCCUGUGCGACUGAUGGCAGUAAACUUAACAGUAGUGGAUCGCAAUUUAUGUCAAUCUACGUAUUCCGAAGAUAUAGAAAUAACAAGAAACAUGUUGUGCGCCGGUAACUUUUUACUGGGAGGAGAAAGCUCUUGUCAGUGCAUCAAUUCACUGUCGAUCGAUUUGGUUAUCAACAUGUGGAAUUUGAUUUUUCUUUGUGGUCUAACAUGUUUGUCGUCUCUGGAUGCAAAAACCAUCGUAUCAGACAAAGCGUCAGUAAAUGGCGCGCCUGCCAGCAAUCCAGUCAACAGCGCACUUGAUAGGUCCCAGACUAGGAUAGUGGGGGGUUACAAUUCCACGUGCACAGAGUUCCCCCAUCAAGUUGGCUACAUUGUGAACAAUUCGUACUUCUGUGGCGGCUUCAUUGUCAGUGAACGAUUCAUCCUAACAGCUGCACAUUGCACGCAAAACGUUGACCCAUCAACCAUAGUAUUAAGGGCUGGAAGCACGUUCCGUACGAAUGGCACUAUAAUACCUAUUACAGAAGUAAUUUCAAACGCUGGAUAUGAUAAUACAACGUUUGAUAAAGACAUAGCUGUAUUGAAGACUACAGAAGCUAUACAGUUUAAUUCAUGCAUACAACCUAUUGCGUUGCCAUCCAAAGGAUUAGUUGCGAGUGCCGGAGAAAUGUUACUUGUGAGUGGAUGGGGACGUACUCAGGAAGACGCUACUACGAUCCCUGUGCAACUGAUGGCAGUCAACUUAACAGUAGUAGACCACACGCUCUGCCAGCUCACAUACUUAGUGGACACAGAAAUAACAAGUAAUAUGUUGUGCGCCGGUAACUUUUUCCUGGGAGGGGAGAGCACUUGUCAGGGCGAUUCCGGAGGUGUUGGAGCGAUUGACGGUGUAGCCAGGGCUAUCGCUUCGUUCGGCCGAGGCUGCGGCCAGCCACUGUCGCCAGCCGUCUUCACAGACAUAUCUGCUUCCGAGAUAAGGGACUUCAUCACACAAUAUACUGGUCUUUAAAUUAAUAUGCGGCAAAUUUAAUUACUGUGAUAAUAAAUAAACAGUA